CAAAUGUUUCACACUCUCUUCAACCCUCGACAGAUAUACUCAAUUGGCUCUAUUAUCACUAGAAAAAUGCAUAUAAAAUCUAUUCCUAUGUGGACGGGAACCAGUGACAACUACUCUUACUUGAUCAUUGAUGAUAAGACAAAGGAUGCUAUGAUUGUGGACCCUGCGCACCCCCCGGAGGUGCUCCCUGUCCUUGGGAAGGAGAUCUCCGAAAACGGGAUUAACCUGAAAGCUAUCAUCAACACUCACCAUCAUCGCGACCACGCUGGCGGCAACAAUGGAAUACUGGAAAAAUAUCCCCAACUUCAAGUACUGGGUGGAAAAGACUGUGAAGCAGUAACGCGCAAGCUGGCAGACGGGGAAACCUUCAAUAUUGGCGAGGGAAUAAUGGUAAAGUCGUUACACACGCCAUGCCACACACAAGAUAGUAUCUGCUACUAUGUGGAGGAUUCAGGGGAUAAAGCGGCCUUCACGGGUGAUACCUUAUUUAUAGCUGGAUGCGGGAGGUUCUUCGAAGGGACAGCAGAAGAGAUGCACAAGGCACUCAAUACUACGCUCGGCUCGUUGCCAGAUGACACGAAGGUUUACCCGGGGCAUGAGUACACGAGAUCCAAUGUUCGCUUUGGGAAAUCCGUCAUUUGUUCACCGGCGAUACAGAGUCUGGAAAAGUUCUGUGAAGAGAAUACGGAGACCCAAGGCAAAUUCACCAUUGGUGAUGAAAAGGAGCACAAUGUCUUUAUGCGUGUUGAUGACCCCGCUAUCCAGGAGAAGACAGGAGAAAAAGAUUCGGUCAGCGUUAUGAAGAAGCUUCGUGAGAUGAAGAAUAGCUUCAAGUAAUUGCCACAACUUUGCUUGCAACCCUGGCUCCCCUUAGCAAUUGUUUGGCUGUGUGGGCCGACGGAGAAUUUGGGGCUGUUGUAGCAUCACUGUACUGGAAAUGCAAUUGGAGCGGAGAAAAGACUGAUUCCAA
This is a messenger RNA of Tuber melanosporum (Perigord truffle), 970 nucleotides long. RefSeq lists its product as uncharacterized. The coding region runs from base 67 to 837 and encodes 256 amino acids. The transcript has 9 exons. NCBI's taxonomy places the organism in Eukaryota, Fungi, Ascomycota, Pezizomycetes, Pezizales, Tuberaceae. Gene Ontology annotation, molecular function: hydroxyacylglutathione hydrolase activity. The record is from RefSeq and is a predicted model, not a curated record.